Oncorhynchus masou masou (cherry salmon) is the source of this 6210-nucleotide messenger RNA. RefSeq names its product transmembrane protease serine 13-like. The coding region runs from base 226 to 1731 and encodes 501 amino acids. NCBI's taxonomy places the organism in Eukaryota, Metazoa, Chordata, Actinopteri, Salmoniformes, Salmonidae. Gene Ontology annotation, biological process: protein autoprocessing. The record is from RefSeq and is a predicted model, not a curated record. Gene Ontology annotation, cellular component: membrane. Gene Ontology annotation, molecular function: serine-type endopeptidase activity. The transcript is spliced from 13 exons.
UGAAGAGGAGAGGAGAUGAGAGAGGGAGGUGUUGGAUGGGGGGGCAGUCCCACCUGUGUGGCCUGGGUGGAGGGGUUCAGGGACAGACAGCGAGAGGAAAGAAGGAGUGUCAAAUGUGGCGUCAGCAUGCUCUGAUCACUGUUCUGGGACUGUUUGAGUGGCCCUGUGAAAAGCCUCUCCUACCAGGUCUCACCUCAACUCUCCUCACUGCUCCCCCAGCGUCCGAUGGCAAAGCAUGACCCUAAUGAGCUCCCUCCUCCAUACUACUCUGUUGAGGUGCACACCCUCCCGCCCCUCCAGUCCUAUGAAGAGGCAGUCUAUGGAGUGGGUCCAAGACCCACUCCUCCCAACCAGCUAUACUACAUCCCCCAGCACCCCCCACCAGUGGCUGCGCAACACAUCUGCCAGCCCAGUAUAUCUCUUCCUGGCAACAAGAAGAAACACAAAUGCUGCCACCAUAAUGCCAAGUGCUUUGGUGGCUCAGGAGGCAUCGUUCUGCUGCUCCUCCUGGCCAUUGCCAUCUGGCGCGGAGUGCAUUAUGGUACCAGGUUGGCAACUACGGCUGCCACCCUCGACCACCAUGACAGUGAGGAUGAGGGGCACCCUGAGAAGCAGUUGAGCGUGCCCGCUCACGACACCUGCUCCAACUCCACCGUCCAAUGUGACGCUCUGCGGGACUGCCAACUGGGCACGGACGAGUCCAGCUGUGUGAGGUUUGGGGCGGACGGUGCUCUACAGGUCAGAACGUCUCAGGAUGGUCGUUUUCUCCCAGUGUGUUACCAGGGAUGGGACCAGAGCUACGCCAACCGAACCUGUGCCCAACUGGGCUUCAGAAAGUCCUUUGCAACCAAGGCAGUGAAGUCCCUGCAGUCAAUUGGUCUAACACUGAACAACAGAUCAUCUUUACCCAUCCAGGGCCAGGUCAAUGUCAGCUCGUCCUGCCCAGACCAGAAUACUGUCUCUCUGAAGUGUAUUGAUUGUGGACGUCAACAGUUGUCCUCCCGGAUCAUAGGGGGCAGUGUUGCCAAGCUGGGCCAGUGGCCCUGGCAACUCUCUCUACACUUUGGUGGAUCACACAUCUGUGGAGGGAUCCUGGUGUCCCCUGACUUUGUGGUGACAGCUGCCCACUGCUUCCCCAGUUCGUCCCGCCCGGUUCUUGAUGCCAGUAGGUGGCGUGUGUACGGAGGAGUGGUGUCACAAGACCAGCUUCCUCCUCCCUACCUCGUCAAGAAGAUCAUUGUGAAUGAGAACUACAACGAUGUAACCAACGACCAGGACAUCGCCAUACUGAAGCUGGCCUCACCAGUGGACUUCACUGAUGCAGUUCAGCCUGCCUGUUUGCCAGCCUUUGACCAGACAUUCCCCCAUGGAACCAAAUGCUGGACCUCGGGAUUCGGAACAACAGAUGAGGGGGCAGCGAAACCCUCCAAAGACCUGAUGGAGGUGGCCGUUAACAUCAUCGACGUGCGUGUGUGUAACAGCUCCAAGGUAUACUCCGGCAGUGUGUCCAACAACAUGCUGUGUGCCGGAGAUCUCAACGGGGGCAGGGACUCCUGUCAGGGAGACAGUGGUGGUCCUCUGGUGUGCCAAGCCAAUGACAACCUUUGGCAGCUGGUGGGCGUGACCAGCUGGGGCACCGGCUGUGGGCAGAGUAACAGGCCGGGGGUCUACACCAAGGUGUCCAGCCUACUGCCCUGGAUCUACAGCAAGAUGCAGCUGGAAAGUCCGUGAUGCCACUUCCUUUCCAGUGACCUCGCCGCAUCCUGUCCCUAAAGACCGCUGGCGGCCUUCUUUGUCCUUCCUUUCUGAGCACCACACCAUGAAGUCUUCUCAGAAUGAUACUAGAUUGACAGAUCAAGAUGGAUAGAGCGAUGGAUCGACAGAUGAAAAGAUGGCCGCUAGCUAAGGGAGUAGCAGGAAAGGCAUACUGCACUUUAACACAGGACCAUGGUUCUUGUGUUAAUCUGUUAGUUUACUGUACCUUCUAAAAUCACAAAAUGCAUUGUGUUUACUGUAGUUAUGCCCAAUGGCUGCUACACUAUGUAAAAUAUGUGAAUGUAGGCCAAUCCAUUCUGGGCUCUGAUUCCAGUGUUGUGUUUGAAUGAUUCUAAAUCCCAUCUGUUUGUCUAAUCUUACGGUAAGGAUAUUUACCUGAGAUAGGAGGGUCUAAGAUGGCUGGCCUUUCUCUUUUCUAAGUCUAUGCAAACCUCAUAUCCUCUCACGCCUCCCAUCUCUCCUAUGUUACAUUUUUUUAAUCUAAUAUUUUGGGAGAGACUGCAUGCUUAUUUCUGUGUCAUCUAUAAGGAAUGGAGAGUGCUUUGUGAUUCAUCUCCAGAAAUGAUUUAGUGUUAGUUAUGUGAAACUCAUAGGAAAGAAAAGGAGUAUAACUACUGCAAGGGACUGUACAUUGUUUAUAAUGAGGGAUACCUGAAGAAAAUCAGACCUCUCGGGAAAGCAAAAUGGACGGCCCUCCCUUUAGUAAAAUAUAUGUUUACCCGACCCUCCUUGAACGCUUGAAAAUAGACAAGAGACCCUCCCCUAUACCCAAAAUAAUAAUGAAUGGCUGGAGACAAGAGGAGACUUUAUUUAAUACCACGAAUGAGCGCAUGCUGCAGCACUGGAGAUGUUUUGAUUUCUGUACGGGCUAUUGGGAAAAAAAAGAGGAUAGUCUAAGUUUGAAACAGUGCCAAAGUUGUCUAUCAACUGUAAAAAAAAACAGAACCAGAUACAACUGAAGUAUCUGAUCAGCAAUGAAUUCAAGAGAAGUACAUGUGUUGUUUAACACAGCAGCCGCAUAUCAUCAGGUAUGGCCUAUAAACACUUGUAACACGGUAUUGUUGUUACGGAAUAGAUGUGUUGACUCUGGCAUAGGAAUAUAAACUCAGCUAAAAAAGAAACGUCCUCUCACUGUCAACUGCGUUGAUUUUCAGCAAACUUAACACGUGUAAAUAUUUGUAUGAACAUAAUAAGAUUCAACAACAGACAAACUGAACAAGUACCACAGACAUGUGACUAACAGAAAUGGAAUAAUGUGUCCCUGAAAAAAAGGGGGGGGGGGUCAAAAUCAAAAGUAACAGUCAGUAUCUGGGUUGGCCACCAGCUACAUUAAGUACUGCAGUGCAUCUCCUCCUCAUGGAAAGCCAAAUGACCCUCUCAAACCCCUUCAAUUCGAGCCCUGGUUUUAACUUAACACACCACGAUCUUCAGUGACACUGGGAUAUUUAUUAAGGACUGCAUGGUGACUGAAGGAUUUGGCUGACAAAAUCCAAAUAUAUUCAUGAUAGACUAUCAUUUUGUCUGUCAAACAGGUAGGCCUACCUCUUGUUCUUUGAAUAGGAAGAAAUAGGCGCCAACACAAAGCUACAUUGUUGUUAGUAGCCUUAAAGUCCAAUUCUAAUGAAGACUGUUGAAAUGAAUUAGGACUUCGAAGACUUUGACACUCCUCCUGAAGUGCCACCUUACACAGCACAGUCAUUGGUUAGGCAGAACAAAAGGGUUCAGAUCCAGCUAGGUCACUGGUGAUAGAAGUCAGUAUUCGACAUUCAUCCGUGUCUGAGGAUGUUGGGAGAUGACAUGGAAACCGGACACUAGGGGCAACAGUAAGCGGUGUUAACUUCAAGUCGGUAAGUAUCUGCCUCUAGUGCCAAAGGUUGCAUGUUCUAAUCCAGCGAUUAAAAGUUGUUUUUGAGAUUUUUUGUUUUAAGCCUAUUCCAAACCUUAACCCUUACUUUAACCAUUCAGGGGUUAAUGCCCAACUUUAAGAUUUUGGAAUAAAUGUCUAUAUUUGACCAAUAACCUUAAAAAUGUGGAGUUAGUGCCUAAACGUAACCUUAAUCACUUUGAAAUGUAACGUUUGGAACAACUUCACAAUGUGACGUUUGAGAAGCAUGGAUUAACGUCUAAUGGCUGAUGUGAAACUGUGAGACCUUGUUGUUCCAUCAGUAAGAGCAGGGCAGGCUGGGCCUCAUGAUUGGAAAGUCCAGUCCAUUGCCAUGUGUAAUGCAGUGUAGCUUAGUUCUAUAUACACCAUUCCAAGAGUGCAAAAACUCAGGAAGUACAUUUUCUUAGAAAUAUAACUUUGUCCUGUGCUUCUCCGAGCACGCUCUUCGUCUGGCCUAUAGUAUAGGCUAUGGAUCAUUGUAUUGAGCCUCCACUAGGCGCACUUGAUAUUGCACACCCAGCAAAGAAUCAGGGAUGAGGGGCAUCAGGCAGACAUUGAAAUACUAUAAUAAGCAACUAAUUCUCAAACCCUGAGCAAUACCACAUUUAUUGUAUUACAAAUCACAUGACCCUCCUCCAGACUAAAUACAACAAAUACUAAGCCCUCCCCCUGACUUAAAUUGAAUAAACAUGACCCUCCCUCAUUGUCCUCUAGGGAACAAUUGUGUACAUUUAGACUGCUCCCUAAUGUAAAUCUAUGUCUGUCUGUCUGAUCAAACCCCGAGCAAUAUGAUAUUUAAAUCAAUUACAAAUUACACAACCCUCCCCUUGACAAAAAUAAAAUAAAAAUACUAAACCCUCCCCCUGAGUGAAAUUAAAAAAGCUUGACCCUCCCCCAUUUUCUUCCAGGUAACAAUUGUGUACAUUUCCACUGCUUCCUAGUGUAAAUCUCUGUAAAUCUCUCUCCAGUCUCCAAAUAUUGAUGGUUUAAUACCGAAUACACGGUAUACUACAUCUAAAACACAAUCAGUGUAUAUUUGUAACCGGUUGGGUACACCAUUCACCGACGGGGAGACGCGCGCAAAGCUACGGGUAGAUGGCUAGAUGCUCAUGCACAUCAUCAGUGGUCGUGUGUGUGAGGCAGAGAGAGUGAGAGACAGACAGGCAGAGACAGACAGACAUCAAGUGAUAUACGUCAAGAGACAAUUUGGAAUCAAUAAAAACAAAAGAAACAUUGAGAUUCAUCAAAGACUUUGGCAAACUACGUUCAUGUUUUGCAUUCUGAGAGCGCGACUCGACCAAGAACCCUUCGUGGACUGCAAUUGAACAGUGAGAAGGCACAUAUUAUACACAUUGGAACAAUAAUAACGCUUUGCGAGAAGAAGCUGAUCAUUGUCGUUGAUUGGAUUGUGGUCAGUCAAUUUGUAUCUUAAAGUCAAGAUAAUAGAAACAGGUAAGAAGAUAAAUUGGGCAUGUUUCUUUUUCGAUAUAAUUCUAAAGGGGCGUGUGCGUUCUUAUAUCUACAGUGUGUUAUUGUCUGCCUAGUUGGAGCUACAUUUUUGGAAUGUGGUUUCUGGUGAAAACGAGUGCUAAGGGGAAAAUGCAUUGUUUCUUAGAUGUGAGUUUUACUGUGAGUAGGGUGUAUUUGCUAAUCAAUAAUAUAGGCAACAUUCAAUUUCCUGAAAUAUUGAUGUGAAUCAUUUAUUAAGAACGUAAACUUCUCGCAAUGUGUAUAGGCCUAUGCAUGUCUAAUAUAAAUUGCAUGAUGGAUAUAAAAAAAAGAAAUAUAUUCACUCAAUUUAUUUCGCAACAAUAACGUCUGUACGAGCAUCAUAUUAUUUCAAAUAGGCCUCAACUAUGUGGUGUCGAGAGUUGUUUAUGGAUUCCAUCUAUUUUAGUGCCAUGAGGGUGUGUCCUUUUCAGUGGCAGUGUAUGAUGUUAGAUUAGCCAAAUCGUCUCGUGCAGUGCUGCAUAGCAGACAACACAUUCAACAGUUUGUAUAAUUAGUCCUAGGCUAAAUAGAUCUAAAUGGUAUGUAGAACGAAUUAUUUGAAGCGCUUGAAUACUCCUGUCUUCCACAAUACUGGCAAGUCUAGUGGUAAAUCCACAGGUUAGGAUCAGAGAAAGUGGCAGACAGUGUCUAGGAUGAGCUAGAUUUUCUCGGCUAUGCACAGUCUAAAACAUAUUCAUGCACAGUUAUGCAAACUAAGGCUAUGUCGUAAUUUAGGUAACACCAGAGACAUACUCGGCAAUAUUAUAAUUGACCAACCAAUACAAUUAUUCGGGAGUUAUUGCCCCUCCGUGUCUCCAUUUGGCCAGUGACAGACAGCGGUCGGGUGCGCGAAAAAAAGCUUAUCUGCAAAUGAUGGAUGUGGUACAGAAAGUAGACUGCAAUUAUUUAACGGAGGCACUUGUGUUAAUCUGGUUGUUGGGUCAUUCCACCAAAUGAGUGCAUUUUGAGUAGUGUAACAUAGUAUACAUUUUUUUCCACACCUUAUUUUAACGUUCUUUUCUGAAUAACACGUUCGAUUUAAUAAAAAUGUUUCAGCA